Molecule: messenger RNA, 4279 nt
Organism: Ornithorhynchus anatinus (platypus)
Lineage: Eukaryota; Metazoa; Chordata; Mammalia; Monotremata; Ornithorhynchidae
Gene: PEAK3
Product: PEAK family member 3
Exons: 6
Coding region: 2565-4073 (502 amino acids)
Biological process (GO): protein phosphorylation
Cellular component (GO): focal adhesion; actin cytoskeleton
Molecular function (GO): protein kinase activity
Source: RefSeq, a predicted model, not a curated record
CCCCACCUCUCCCCCAGAGACUUUCUUCUCUCCCCCAGCCUGGUCUCCCUCUCUCUCCCCACUCCCCUCAGCUCCCAGGGCAGUCACACUCAAAAACAGAGACCUCUUGGCCACCCUCUGCUGCAUCCCAGAGUGUUUUGCCCAGAUCCGGUGGGUCUGAGGGAGGAGGGAGGAGGCUGCCCAUGGCACAGAAACUUCAGCCCCAGGUGUAAGCUGGGAAGAGAUGGGUCCAGGGUAGGGGGGCCCUUUUGGAAUCAACUAUGCAUUUCUUGGAGCUUGUGUUAGGAGGGGAGGGGCGCGAGGGGGAUGGGAGCAUCAUUUGCUAUGGCCUCCUGACUGGGUUUCCUCUGAGCACACUGUGUGCCUUUCUCAGAGGUUUUCAAAGCAAUGUCUUCCAGAAGAGUGGCAGGGCCAGAGGGUCCGACUCGAGCCUCCUUCCUCAUCCCCCAUAUCGCCCUACCGUCUGGCCUGAUAGACAGUUGAGGAAGACGUCUGGGGCCUGGAGUCAGCCGUUCUCUGGGCUCUGACUCCCAUGUCCCAGGGCAGCCGGCCCUUCUGGGUUCUGCCUGACCUGGUCGAAUUGGGUGUGGCUGCCAUCUUUGGGGAUGGCUGCCACAGAUCCCAGGGGACACCGGGGCUGAACGGAUAGUACGGUUCACACCCCACUCCACCCACUGCCCCAUUUCUCCACCAGCCCACCUGCAGCGCCCACCUGGAACUCACCAAGCCAAAACCCACUUUAGUCUGACCAGGACCCCUUCCCGCAGGGUCACCUAAAAUCCCCAGGGACCCCAGGUCUUCCAAGCGGAACGGGCGGCAGCUGGCUGGGGAGGGAGGUGGGGAGAUGUUGUGUCCUCCCCAGUCUCUGGACUAUCACUAUGUCCCCUGGCACCACCUCCUGGAAACUAGGCCCAGAAGAGGCCCAGUGGCCAGGGGGGAUCCUGGGAGCCAGGAAAAGGCUGUGAAUGUAUGGAGAGAGAAGGAGGGGAAGAAAGGAGACUGGGGUUGAGGGGGUGGGGAUAGAAGGUGAGGGGUGUCUCCUCCUCUCUCUGGGGGGACUAGCCCCUGAGGGGUUGCUUCAGGAGAGUCAAGCCAAAGCCCUGCCAGAAGACCCCUCCCAGGAGCCCCUGGGAAACAAGAUAUAAGGAGAGAGGGAGCCCCAGGUGUGUCUGGAGAUGGAGCCAGAGGCCCUGAGGACUGGAAUCCCCAGAAGGCACUUGUAUCUGCUGGACAAGCCCUUCCCUUUGGGGUCUCCUUUGGUCUUCCAAAGACAGCACUGAGUCAGCAACAGUGCCUGCCUUCCAGAGAACUUGGGAAAAUGCCCAGUUUCCAUUUUUCCAUGUGAAAGCUUGGGCCACCUCCGAGCUGAUGCUGCUUCAUUCCUGGGGGGCCAAAAGCCAGGGAUUCCAGAAUCCUCAACCCUACCCUGAUUCAAUUGGCCUAGAACCUUUUGGUGGAAGAUCUUUUAAAGGUACAUAGCCCUCAAGAGUCUGGCUGUCUGAAGCAAGGAUGGCUUAAACCUCAUCCCCUUUAAAAUGUGGCAGUAGGUUUCCCCUCCCUGAGUAGCGCCCCCGUAGCAAGACACAGGCUCCCAUGGAUUCCCAGCCAUCCCUGCAUGGAGUCCCUGCCUGGGCCUCUCCUCAAAGCUCCUCAGUGGGGAGAAGGAGGAGGCAGAAGAGGAGGAGGAAAGGGGAGAUGGCUGAAGUCCGAAAUGGGCUGGUGAUGACUAUUGGUGAGUCUAUCUGGUCCAUAUCAUCCCCCAGGACUUCCCUGUCCAAAGGGAUCGAUUGAAGCCUCUUGACCAGGGGGCCCCGGGGGUCCGCCUCCUUGAUGCUCCUUCCUGUCAGCCAUACCCCAGACCUUCUGCCAUUUGAUGGCUGCCUGGAAGCCAGAACCAGCAGUGAGUUGAUCCCUGGGGGCCAGGCUGCCCUGGACCAGGCCUGGGAAGAGGGGACAGGGAAAGGCUCAGAGAAGGAGAAAGCCACCAAGAAGAUGGGUCGGCGGCCAUUCCAAAACCCACAGGACACAAGCGGGUCAUGAGCUGAGCCACUCGCAGGCUGAGUCGAGCAUCCCAGGCAGCUGGAUUCCCCUUGCAGAGGAUCCAGGAAGCAGCUAGGAGCAGGCGGGGAAGGCUGUGCAACAGACCCUAAUAGAUGGGAUCCGUGGCAUGGAAGAGUCACUUGGCCCCCACCCACCUGCUCUGAGGCGCUGCUGAAGGCCGAGGGCUGGAAGCUGGAGGUCGGAGGCUGCAAUCCUCUUUUCCCAAGCUUGGAUCCCUUGGGCUCUGGCAGAAAGUCUGAGGGAAGAUGUCAGAUCCUGACCCAGCAUGGACACUCAUCCUUGGUUCUGUCCAAAUCCCUCUGGACCCUGUCGAUGGUUCUGACUGCAGAGCUCCCUGUGAGGAUGGAUUCUCUGUGCUCUCCCCCUGCCCACCCCUGCCUCCCCUACCCAGCUGAGGCAGAAGGGACAUUCCACAGAGGAAGAAUCAGAGCAGAGCACAGGUGACUAAGGUUUUUGAUUGCGGAUGGGACUUUCUGACACCAGGUUCAUAAGCCCCCAGGAGCAUGAGCAAUCCCGGAAAACCCAGUCCUCCUGCAGCGGACAAACCAUCCCCCACAUCGCAGCCCACCUAUGGCAACAUUGGAGAGAUACGAGCCCACCUACUGCCAACCAAGUCUCGCCGGCUGAGGACAACUGAGAGACUUUCUCCAGAGGCUCCUGGCAGCCCACUGCCCCCUCCCUUGCCACAGAAGACGCUCAGCAGAACCAAGUCUCUACCCACCAAGGAGACACGCCAAUGCACCACCUGCGCCGGCCUUCAGCCCUCACUUUUGAAGGUUCCCAGCCGCCAGCAGGGCAGCCUCCAGGCUCCCUUUAGCUCCCAGAAGCCCUCGGAGAGUCCCCCUGGCCAGUUGAGCACACAGGCCUGGGACCUGCAGGAGCUGACCUUCAGCACAGAGGACCGUGACCUGGGCUGCUUCUUCAGUGACCUGGGCAGCCAGGAGGAGGUGCUUACUGGGCUCGUGAGGCGCCAGCUGGGCUCCCUGCGCUGGAUUGAGGCCCAACUGGAGAGCCAGUUCAUGGGCGAGCAGUGGUUGGGGACUGUGGAUGAGUUGGGCGUAGAUCUGAGCCUGCUGGACGACAAGCCCUGCGCUGAGAGCGGAGAUGCCUGGUACUACCGUGUCAGCCAUACCACCCAGGCUUCCCAGCAUAUCCUGGCAGCAAAGGUCCACAAGCCCGACUGCCUGAAGCCUGACCCCAAGCCCUCUGGAGCCAGCGGCUCAGCCCUGCAGGGCACCCUCCCACCCCACUUCAAUGUACAGCGUCUCUGCGGCUGGCUGGCUGGGGGGUCCCGGGCCCUCGGGCUGUGGCGGGAGGAGGCCCUGGCGGUAGCUUUGGUGGCUGAGGUCCCCAGCCAGACCGUGGCCGACUGGACUGGGGUCUCCGCGGGGCUGCAUCGGGCCCAGCCGGGCCCCCUGGAGCGCCAGGCCUGUCUCCUGCUGCUGCAGCUCUGCACAGCCCUGGAGCAUCUGCACGGCCAGGGCCUCCGCCACGGGGACUUGCGGCCGCAGAACUUGCUGCUGCUUGGCCCCACUGGGCCGCCAGCCCUGCCCCGUCUGCUCCUCAGUAACUUUGCCCGGGCUGAACGACUGGGCCCAGGUGGGCCAGGAACCUUCCCUGGCUGGGAGGAUGUGAUCCAGCUGGGUCUGCUAGUGUAUGACCUGCUGCACCUGGACCGGCCCCAGGAGCUGGCCACCCCGGCCCCCAUUCCGGUCCGCUCCCCCUUCUCGGCCGGCCUGAGCCAUUUGGUCCCUCAGCUGCUGCAUGGCCAGCUCUCCGCACAUAGCACUGGCCAGGCCCUGCAGGCACUGCUCUGGGGGCCUGAGCCCCUGACUCCGGACCCACCUCUCCCCUCCUGGCUAGCCCUGCGGCAAGCCCUGCUGGGGCUGCGGCUGGCGGAGCAGGCAGUGGCUGAGGGCCCAGGGGGAGCCGGGCUGGAGGACUGGCUCUGCUGCCGCUACCUGACUCGGGUCUCGGAGGACUCGCUUGGUCUGCUGACUGUGAAGGAUUGACUUGAACCUCUGGAGUCCAUACCCCCAGCACUAACCAGGCCCCCCACCAGGCCUGGCGGCCAGCAUUUUCAUUGCUAUUUGCCUAUUUGCAUUCCUUGUUUCAGAAAAAGCCUGCCUACUCUAGUAUGUCUCCUCACCCUCUUUCAUGAGCUCCCAACCCAGGGCCAUGAGUAUGCAAAAGCUCAAUAAAAACUGUAUAAUGAUGA